Molecule: messenger RNA, 8909 nt
Organism: Coregonus sp. 'balchen'
Lineage: Eukaryota; Metazoa; Chordata; Actinopteri; Salmoniformes; Salmonidae
Source: the annotation of a GenBank genome assembly
AUGGGAUGUUCCCCAUCUAAAGGUAACAAUUUUGGGGCUAAUGGCACCUUUAGGAGGGGCAGGACAUUAUUACCAGAGGGCAAAGAGAGCACAGGGGAGUCCCAGUCUGAUGAUGGAGGGAGUGGAGGCUCCUCCGGAACAGGAGACAUUGAUGGAGAGACUUGGGAGAGGAGAGAUGGGGAAAGGGGACUGGCUGGGCAGACCCACUCUGUUCAGAAGGAAGCACCUUCAACCCCACAGAAAAAGAGACCCUCCCUGACCGUGUUGGUUCCAGAGGGGGUCAUCCUGGAUAAAAAAGUGGGGACUCAAGAGACAGAUAACACAGGGCAACAUGGAAAAGAGAAACAAGGAGAUAAGCAAGAAAAGGGUGGACGAAAGCCAAAGAAAAAUGUCAAAGGAGUCAAACCAACUAAAAAGAAAGAGAAGGAGAAAAAAGCUCCCCUUGUGGAGCAGAAAGUUGACUUUCCGGAACCUUUAGUGAAAGCCCACCAGGCUGCUUAUGCCUUUUUAAACCCAAGCAUUAGCAAAUAUGAGAUUCUACUGGGGUUACUGGACCAGGCAACCCAAACCCAGGUGUCUGUGCAGCCAAUGGUGACCUUCAUGGCUAUGCGCUACGAGGAAAUCAACCGAGGGCUGGAGGAAAUGGCAGACCAGGGUGAAAGGCUUCUGAAGGACAAUGGGGAGCAUCUAGCCUGGCCAAGCCCAAUGAAAAACCUAUCCAGUUCUCCCCCUCUCAAAUCUGGUUCCAUCAAUGCUGAGCCUCCACCAGAUCUCUUGCAGCAGCUACUUCAGUAUACCACUCAAAGGAUGCGAAAUGUGGGCCAGUCUGUGGGCGACAUUGGGGACUCUGCCUUGGAGGACGCAGCUGAGUACUUUACCUCUGUCUCUGAGCUGCUGGAGGAGAAAUUAAAAGCCAAGCAUGCGGCGGAGACAAGACUGAUGCAGUUGCUGACUCGUAUUGAGGCUGCCUCACUUCGUAAGCCCGGACCAGAGGACUCUGCAUUGUUCAGUGAGGACAGUGGAAUUGGGGCUGAAAGCGAGUCACUAGCUGGGUCUGAAAGACGACUCCGCCGUGAAAGCUGUGAGUCCACUGGGUCCAACCGAACCACUCCUUACAGUCCUAUUGGCAGCAAUACUAGCCCAGUCCAGCAAGGGGCACCAAGGCAAAAGUUUGUUAAAAAAAUGAGCCCCAGCAACUCCCUAAACUCCAUAGACUCGGUGUGCACCAUAAUGGGUAAAGGAUCUGCCUCCUUAGACAAUGGUGAGGAGGAGGAUGAUGAUGAUGAGGGGGAAGAAGAGGGUGAAGGCGGCAGGAAGCGAUCUAAUGCCUCACUAUCUGAUCCUAACCAGCAACCUUGUCGCCUGGCACCCAAGCGCAUAGAAAACCCUCAAAAUGUGGAAAUGACCCUGAAAAUGAAAGAUUCCAUAAGUGGUCGGAUUCGAUUUGUUCCCUCACAACGUGACAGUGCCAAAACUAAACCAACAGACAGCCCCAAGACCAGGUGCCAGUGGACAGAGCAGGGGGAGCGAUCACCAAAAAGGCCCCAACGAGCAGCCUCUGUACGGAGGGCAAUUAAAAAGACCCCUGUUCCUAAAGAACACCGUUCACAAUCUGCAGAAUCCCUUCGUAGCAAAGGUGAAGAUCCAACACUGAUUGAACUAGAGAGGACACAGAGGGAUCUGAGUCAGAGAUUAGAGAGGAUGAGCAACGGCAGGAUGGAGGGAAAUACCAAGACAGGUCUCAGUAAACAGAAGCCAGGAGAUGCUGCGAAGUCCCCAGCAUCCAAUCGUCUAUGCCCGACCCUGCAGAAGAACAACAACAAUCUUCCAAUCCAGGACAAGGCAGGGCUUACGAAGCAUCACUCCAGGGAACAGAGGGCAGGCAAGGACAUUGAGGAGGAAAAUAAAAAGAAAGACAAGAAAACCAUCAAGGGGCCACUGAAAGCCACCCCACCUCCUAGCCCUACAUUGGGGCCAUUGAAAGCCACCCCACCUCCAAGCCCUCCAUUGUCACAUCGUCCAUCCUCAGGACUGUACCGGGGGAGGAAUUCUGUCAAAAGGCUGAUUGAUACCUUCAGCCAGGGGGUGUUAGAGCCCAACCAAGAAGCAUCCAAAGUGUUGGGGCCUCUCAAAGGGGUUCGAAAGUGUGGUGUCCCUGUUAUGCCUGGAGUAGGUGACAUUGAAGCCAUACUGAGCUGUGGGGUCAGCAGUUGUAGGACAGAUGACUUGGACCUAGAAAGUCUGCCACCCCCUCCUCUUGAAGUCUUAUUGGACAAUUCCUUUGAAGGUGCACAGAGCCUCACAGUUAGCGACGUAGAUGAUGGGGUUGCAAGUAGAGGUCGAUCCCCUAUUCCCAAGAGGGCUACGGCAUCUCAGAAGAUGCGUGCCUCCAUGCAUUCUGUGUCAGUCCUACCCAGCAGAGGCAACCUGCCCCAGGGCUCUAGCAGCAUGUCUCCUGCCCGGACUGUACGGCGUGAUAUCUCUGCUAGUUCCAGGGUUAGCCACCAUGAGCCUCAGCUGGAGGUAGACCCUGAGAUAGAGGAGGCGGCCACUCUCUACAAGCAAGCUAGAAAAAUCAUCCACUUGCGGCAUUCCUCAGAGUCUCCAAUUGAGAAAGGUCAGGCUGUGCCCAGAAGGCCCUCUCCCAAUCGAGCAGCAUCGGGAGGGAGACAGGGAGAUAACAGUCCCUCUGAGACAGUGCCUCCCACUUCAACAGUCAGUAGCCAACCACCUGCCACCCCGCCUGUAUCUAGAACCCGAAUGCUGCCUUCCACGCCUUCAACCCCAAGCGGCUUGCAUCGACGGCUACCCAGUCCCACCACCUUCAGAAAGCAGCCUAUGCCUCCAUCCUCAAACAGCCCUUCGGUCAUUUGCAAACUUCCCACCCCACCAACGCUUCAGAGAAGACUUCCAAGCCCACCUGCCUCAAGACAAGUAUUGACCCCAAACUCCAGCUCUUCUGGCUCCACACAUUCUUUCAAGGCACCCUCACCACCAGCGUCCCCAAGGGUACAAAGAUGGAGACGGGAGAACAGCAGCAAGGACUCCAGCCCAGGGGCCUCAGUUAUCUCUCAGUUUAUCAGUAACGCUCGCUCUGUUUUCUGCCCGGCCUCGUCCUCACUGUUUGAGGCCCAGCCUUGCCCCGUACCCCGCCCCCCCCAGGCUUGGGCCUCCACCAGUGGUAGUGUUGUCCCGCGAUCCUGGGGAGAUCGUGGUAGGCUCCCUAUGUCUGUGCAAGGGCCCAAGCUUUUCAUCCGACGCAGCCACUCAGACAGGAGGCCCAGUCUAACCCUGCCGUCCAGGGCACCCAUCGUCUCAUUUGCAGAGACUUGUGGGAGUGAACCAGCCAUCAGCACACAAGGGUGAGUGUCAAUGUUUCCCUCUCUCGAAAUCUCUCUUUCAAAACGCAAGAUAAUGCUGAUUAAUUGUCUUGCAAAUGAAAGAUAUGCCCGUGAUUAAGGAUGUUGCAAUGUGUAUUAGUUUUAUUCAAAGCAGGGAAAAGCCUCUUGUCACUAUAUUUCUAGUCAGCACUCCCUCUCCACUGUAGCACAGUAUAGGAUCACAAAAAGGGAAACAAUAUGAACCAAGAAAAUUGACUGUUUUCAUAAUGUGAUUAUCAUCCUGUUAAUAAUAAUUUGCAUAUAUUUGUCCUGUUACAAACAAGUGUGUAAUGGAAAUGUGUUUCUUGCAUAUCCCAACUCCCCCUGAGACACCCACAGGGAGUGGGGUCACGGUCACCAUUGUCUAGCAACCCCUGGAGCAAUUGGGGUUAAGUUCCUUGCUCGGCACAGCAACAGAGUUUUUACCUUGUCUCCGGGAUUCAAACCAGCGAAUUUUCCGGUUACUGGCCCAACGCUCUAACCUUGAGGCUACCUGUUUUAGUAAAUUCUAUGAACAAAAGCAAAACAUCUGAAUCACUUAUCUCGCUAUGUGAAAGUAGUCAGAAAAUACUGUACAGUACAUGUAUGGUCACUUUUUUGCUCCACCAUAUACAACUUUCUUCAUUUAUUUCACAAUGGAGACAACUGACGUGUCAGUGCUCUAUGAAUGAGUACAACUUUUAUUACAAAUCACAAAUAUAUAAAUGCUUGACCUCUGAAGUUAAAGUGGCACUCCAGUCUCCUUUUCACCUCAUUUAACACCUGAUUUACUUCACAAAAGGCAAUGUAGGUGGGGUGGCUUUCAACGGCCCCUUGGUGGUUUUCUUGUCUUUCUUUUUAUUUUCCUCCUCAAUGUCCUUGCCUGCCCUCUGUUCCCCGGAGUGACGCUUCAUAAGCCCUGCCUUGUCCUGGAUUGGAAGAGUGUUGUUGUUCUUCUGCAGGGUGGGGCGUAGAUGAUUGGAUGCUGGGGACUUCGCAGCAUCUCCCGGGUUCUGUUUAGUGAGACCUGUCUUGGUAUUUCCCCUUUUCAGGGUCAUUUCCACAUUUUGAGGGUUCUCUAUGCGCAUGGGUGCCAGGCGACAAGGUUGCUGGUUAGGAUCAGAUAGUGAGGAGUUAGAUCGUUUGUGCCACCUUCUCCCUCUUCUUCCCCCUCAUCAUCAUCAUCCUCUUCCUCCUCACAAUCGUCUAAGUAGGCAGUUCCUUUACCCAUUAUGGGGCACACCAAGUCUAUGGAGUUUAGGGAGUUGCUGGGGCUCACUUUCUUAAUAAACAUUUGCCUUGUUGCCCCUUACUGGACUGGGCUAGCAUUGCUGCCAAUAGAACUGUAAGGAGUGGUUCGGUGGGACCCAGUGGACUCACAGCUUUCACGACGGAGUCGUCUUUCAAUUCUCUAUUGCUCCGCUGUUGUUCCUCAAGCAAGGGGGUAGGAUACUAUGGAUACCAUCCGAUUAGAUGUUGAAAGUUCAAGUGAGACAUCACAGCACAGUUGAAAAAUAUAUGGCGCGUGGAAAUCAAAAGGGGGUGGUCUAUGAUAGAUAGGUGGGAUGGGCUGAGAGUAGCAGAGGGCUGGGUUUAAAAAGCUCAUGAAUCCAAAAUAUUAUGUGUGUAUAUAUAUAAAAAAAACUAUUCCUUUGUUAUUUAACUGUGUAAAAAAAGUACCAUGUACAGCAUGUAAAAUGUAUGUAAAAUGUGUGUAAAAUAUACACUACCAAUAAAAAGUUUGGACACAACUACUCAUUCAAGGGUAUUUCUUUAUUUUUACUAUUUUCUACAUUGUAGAAUAAUAAUGAAGACAUCAAAACUAUGAAAUAACACAUGUGGAAUCAUGUAGUAACCAAAAAAGUGUUAAACAAAUCAAAAUAUGUUUUAUAUUUGAGAUUCUUCAAAUAGCCACCCUUUGCCUUGAUGACAGCUUUGCACACUCUUGGCAUUCUCUCAACCAGCUUCAUGAGGUAGUCACCUGGAAUGCAUUUCAAUUAACAGGUGUGCCUUCUUAAAAGUUAAUUUGUGGAAUUUAUUUCCUUCUUAAGCCAAUCAGUUGUGUUGUGACAAGGGGGGGGGGGGGGGGGGGGGGGGGGUUGGUUCCAACCACCAUGUCUUUGUGAGACGUGGUGUGGGUGAACAGAUGAUCUCUGCAUGUGUAUUUCCCACCGUAAAGCAUGGAGGAGGAGGUGUUAUGGUGUGGGGGUGCUUUGCUGGUGACACUGUCUGUGAUUUAUUUAGAAUUCAAGGCACACUUAACCAGCAUGGCUACCACAGCAUUCUGCAGUGAUACGGCAUCCCAUCUGGUUUGGGCUUAGUGGGACUAUCAUUUGUUUUUCAACAGGACAAUGACCCAACACACCUCCAGGCUGUGUAAGGGCUAUUUUACCAAGAAGGACAGUGAUGGAGUGCUGCAUCAGAUGACCUGGCCUCCACAAUCCCCCGACCUCAACCAAAUUGAGAUGGUUUGGGAUGAGUCGGACCGCAGAGUGAAGGAAAAGCAGCCAACAAGUUCUCAGCAUAUGUGGGAACUCCUUCAAGACUGUUGGAAAAGCAUUCCACGUGAAGCUGGUUGAGUGAAUGUCAAGAGUGUGCAAAGCUGUCAUCAAGGCAAAGGGUGGCUAUUUGAAGAAUCUCAAAUAUAUUUUGAUUUGUUUAACCCUUUUUUAGUUACUACAUGAUUCCAUAUGUGUUAUUUCAUAGUUCUGAUGUCUUCACUAUUAUUCUACAAUGUAGAAAAUAGUAAAAAAUAGAGAAAAACCCUUUAAUGAGUAGGUGUUCUAAAACUUUUGACCGGUAGUGUAUAUGUAACAAAAAACCUGUAAAAACUAAAAUGUAAAAACCAAGUUGCUUUUGUCCUUCAAAGAGAGUGGUGGAUGGGCCAACAAAAUGAAAUAAUAAAAGGGGGGAGGCCGAUGACAUUACAAAUUCUGAUCAGACCAAGUCCCUGAAUGCCCUACUCCUUGAAGUUUGCAGUUGUGUCUAAAAAACACUAUUUUGCUCAAAACAUGUUUGUUUACCCUUUAGUGUGUGUACUUUACUGUAUACUUGGGAUAUCACUUUUCAACAGGAAAAGUUCAAAAAUCACUGAAGGACGUCUUUAAGUUAGCUUAUUGUGUUGCAUGUUAAAGAAGUUAAAAGAUUUCCACUUCAGAUUUUCACCAUCAUUUUAUCUCAUACCUGAAGUUGAAAAUAAGUUUAGAGGAAGUAUUUAAUCACCGCAAUGGUGUUUCAAAGUGCAGCCUUGACUCUUUUUGUGAAUUCAGUCUGAUUCAGACAAUAAUAUUAGAGGGCUAAUUUAAUGAAUUAACACACUAUGAAAACAUAAUUAUUUAAUUUGCUUGAAGCCUACUGGUUUCGUUGAGCUAUGAGAGGAAAUUUUUCUUGAAGAUUAUACAUAACCAUUAUUGUCACUUGAGUUCAAUGACCAAUAUGGGCGACAAAAUCACAAGACACUAGAAAACUACUUCUGGUCACCUAAGUCCUCAACUAUUGGAGAAUCAAAACAUUGUAAAAACAAGCCCCAAGUGCAGUGUUUUUAGUAAGGCUUGAAGGAGUAAAAAAAAAAUGUAAUGCUACUUAUACUGACAGAAAAUUGGUCCUGUGCGACAAAAACACAAAGACACACAACAAAAGGUCUGUAGUUUCCCAGUCUUACAUAGAAAAUGGCUAAAGUGUGUAACUUCAAAUGCUGCAAAACAAGUUUGUUUGGAUUUUGCUCAUUUAGUGCCAACAAAUUGACCAGCUUCGUAUCGACUGCCUUGAAAGAUAAAGACAGAGGGUGAGAGGGGAGGGUGAAAUAAGGUCAAGGAGAGGAGAGAGGGGAGCUUUGUAUUAAAAAUGGAAGAGCCGUAAAGAGAUUACAGCAGAUACAAAACUGACGCUAAAUAUAAAAUAGCAUUACAAAAUAAUUAAAGUACCCUGACAGUGCCAUUUUUAAUUACAAUGUAAUUUAUACUGUAUUUCUGUGUUUUUUAUUCUGAUCUUGCCACUGUGAAAUCAUAACACUGGGUUUUUGUGUGCUGUCUAUUUGUCUCAUCCAUGCAGACUAUAGUAGCACUGUUCCUGAUCUGAGCUAGGCAAAACUAGCUAAUCACUUCUGCAUUACCUCUCUAUGACUCACGGUAGCUUGUUUUAGCCGGUGAGAACUGGUUGCUGACCCACCUGUCCCAUUUCUCUAAUCCUCAAACCACUUCUUCGCUUUACUCCCAUAGGCUGGAGGACGAGCCAAGCAGAGAUGACGAGUUGUGGGACAGCCAAUCAGAUUUCAGAGGGAAUAUCCACUCUGCUUCGUACCCAGACCUGUGCAUCGUGGGUCAGGGCCUUACAUUGUGAAUAAGGGGCUGGUUGGUAGAAGACCAAGUCAGAUUAUGGAUAAGACUGAGGAUUUAAGACUUUUUUACACUGGGAAGAGAGGAAGUGCUAAUUCAAGAAAGCUUCUUUACCGGGUGGUACCACUACCCACUCCUCCCUUUUUAUUUUCUUCAGAGACGUUUUUCUAUUACGUAAUUUUUUUCUUCGAUGUGGUUUGUUUGUUUGUGUGUGCGUACGUGCGUGUGUAUGUGUAUGUGCAUGAAAAAUACAAAUAAAAUGUAUAUAAACACACAGGCACACAAACACUUUUAUGUUUACAUUACAAUGAAUUUACCAAUUUGCUCCACAUACAGUACACUUAAUAAAUAUUGUGAUAAAACAAUCAUAACGUACAAUACCUUCCAGACAUACAGUACAUGGUCACUGAAAGAUACAUGUUUUGCCUUUGAUACAGAUUUAAAAAAAACAUGGAAUAAGACAAUUUAAUUUGCACUUAAGGAUGGUGUGCAUAAUUUACAUACAUUUGGUUGUUAUUAACUACGAGUGUGAUUAUCCAACAAAAUUACAAUGAAUGAAAUUAGGAAUAUCAAAUAUAAAAUAUGUGAAAUCAUAGCCACCUAUUUGAGAUUUCUUUAUUUUCGGUUGGGAAAAUGUUUUAUAAACUCUCUUUUUGACUGAUAUUUUCAUUAACAAAUGUUGAUCUCCAUAUUUCCUGUUUCGGUUUGUCAAUGUAUUUCUGAUGUUUUUUUACCGUCAUGUUUCCAAAACAAAUGUGCAUACAUGCACAACUUUGACUUUGGACUCAAAUCAAUACUAUAGGCUGGAAUUCAAACCCAUACCGUAAUGCAAUUCAUUUUCACAGAAAAUAUCAACUUGUUAUUGAUUUUCCCAGAACAUUUCAUUCACAUUCACAUAUUCAGAAUACAAUUGUUUAGCAGAUUUCUUACUUAGCUAUCAUGCUAAUUUUAACUGGGACUAUUGUUUUUAACCCUAAAAGAGGCCCAAUAAAAUUAGGCAGAGGCUGUGGAUCUGUAUAUGUAACCACCCUGUCCCGUCCCCCUGGAUACCUUUUCCCUAGAGCUGAAGAUCCGAAUAACGUUUUGUGCAUGUGUUUCUAUACCGCAAACAUUUGUAACUGUCAAUUAUUAAUAAUAAUUCUUCAAGUUUUACCGUUGACACGUCCAUGCAGCAUCGGCAUGCCAAACAUUUGAUCUCAAUCAGUUUUAUGGGGAU